This is a messenger RNA of Penicillium egyptiacum, 774 nucleotides long. The record is from the annotation of a GenBank genome assembly. Lineage: Eukaryota; Fungi; Ascomycota; Eurotiomycetes; Eurotiales; Aspergillaceae.
AUGGGUUCUAACGCUCUCCCGUACAUGGAGACUAAGCCUAAGCUCAUCUUCUUCACCGACUUUGAUGGGACAAUUACAGUCGACGACAGCAAUGACUUCAUGAUCGAUAACCUUGGCUUCGGCCGGGAAAAGCGCCUUGUGUUGGGCAACCAGGUCCUUGACGAGACUCUGAGCUUCCGUGAUGCCUUCCGCAAGAUGCUUGAAAGCAUCAAGACCCCGUACGACGAGUGCAUCGAGACGCUGUUAAAGAACAUGAAGCUGGACCCAUACUUCGAGGAAUUCUACUACUGGGCCAAGGAUAAUAACGUUCCUAUUGUCAUCCUUUCAUCUGGAAUGCGACCCAUUAUCAGCGCCUUGUUGGAGAAGUUCCUCGGCCACAAGCCAGCCAGCCACCUCACCAUCAUUUCCAACGAGCCUGCGAGCCGGGAUGGCAAGGAUAUCAACAGCGAGGGUGGUUGGCAAAUUGAGUACCAUGAUGACAGCCACUUUGGGCAUGACAAGUCCCUGGAAAUCAAGCCUUAUGCCGCAUUGCCCGAUGGAGAGCGCCCGAUUCUUCUAUACGCAGGAGACGGUGUUUCUGAUUUGUCCGCGGCUGCAGAAACUGACCUUCUCUUCGCCAAGCAAGGCAAAGAUCUGGUGACCUACUGCCAGCGCAAGGGAAUGCCCUACACGACUUUUGAGAAUUGGUCCACAAUCCUCUCGACCACCAAAGACAUAUUGAGCGGCACGGUUUCGGCGAGUGAUGUGGCUGCCAAGGCUUCGCUCGGCCUGUAG